Messenger RNA from Nematocida major, 2856 nucleotides. RefSeq lists its product as uncharacterized. The record is from RefSeq and is a predicted model, not a curated record. The annotation marks the transcript as partial. NCBI's taxonomy places the organism in Eukaryota, Fungi, Microsporidia. The transcript has a single exon.
AUGCAAAGAAAUAAGAAGAACAUAAUAUCAAGUCAAUCGAUAAUCGACAGUCGGGGUUCUCCAAAGGUUAAUAAAUCUUUACUGGAACUAGCUUUAGACAAGCACACUUACAUGCCCCGAAUUUACGACAUAGUAAAUUUACUCGUCACCAAAGAGGGCCACGAGACCUCUACGGCCAACAUCAAUAGCCAGACUCCACCACUGGUCGCGUUCAAGAACGAACCCCAGAUAUCCAUAUACGUGGAGCACAAGAUCGGCAACAAUGAGUUAUGCAUCGAACUCAAACUAGUACCACUCAACACUAGCAAUGGUACACGAGCGCACUUGUGGCGCCAAUACUUCAUCGAAAGUAUCAAGGGAUUCAACUUGUCCCCAGCCAACUUGAUGUACGUACUAAAACUACUCCAGAUACCACAAGUAGCGGACUUACUCGCUGACGCAACGUCAGUCGAUAAGGCAUUGGAUACGAUCGAACGGUACUACAUCCAGGCGUGCGAUACAACCGCACAACGAAGACCUUUGCAAGACGAUUUCUUCCUUAUCCAAGGAUACAAGGACAAGGUCGACGCCUACACUCGAGCUCAUGCUUUGAGAUUCCAACUCAAGGUCGAGAUGCUCGAGCAGUUCACAUAUGAGACUUUUGUAAGCGGGCUUGGAGAGCGAACACGGUUACUUUAUCCCGUAACGAGAGGCAUGAUACUCUCAGAGUACGUCGAAAAACUGCACGAUGCAGAAUUAGUGAUUUUGACGAAAGCCAGCGACUACCAAAGUCGGAAACAGGAAGCAGGACCAAUGACGGUAGCCACUCCAGCAGUAAAGAAGAAUCUUAAGCACCCAAACGUGCGAGAGAACUACUGCGAGAUACACCAGAGAGUGGGGCAUUCAACCAAAGAGUGCUUCCAGCUCAAGCAGGCACAAGCCCAAGCAGUGGCUAACCAAAAAGCGAGAGAAGAGCGAAAGGCUUCUGCAGCGCAGAAGCGUAGUAACAGUUCUAACCAGGACGAAACAAAAAAAAUGAAUUUCCAAAUGUUUUCAACGAGUCUUUUAAGUAAUUCUCCCACUGUACUUCACGCCAAAGUACACGCCCAGGACCAAGAAUUCUUGCUGGACACUGGUGCGACGGGAAAUUUUAUGACUCACGACCAGGCAAAAGCCUUGGGGCUGGACCUAUCAAAAGGACAGCCCAAAACCUUUUCCCUUAAAAGCGGAAACCGGAUUGCAAAAGUCACUGCAAUACAGUUAGACGUCCCGAUUACACUACCCAACGACCACCAAGUUGUUAUCACACCCUUCUUCAUAAGUAAGAAAAUUACACUCGAUAAGCCGAUAGUAGGCUUACAAUGGGGGUUAGACCAUCAGAUGUUAACCCUAAACACCGAGAAUUUACGAGGGUCCCUGAACAAGAACACGGGAGAAGAGCCGCAGAACAUGAGCGAGCCAGAGUCUAGAGCGGAUAUUAAGAAGGCGAACACACCGAAGAAAACUAGCACUAAGCCCAACCAAAAGGCCCGUGAGAUUCCAACAGAGAAACCACGCGAAGUGUUCAGAUUGCCCACAUACGGGGAUAUUACAAAACCGAUUAAGAACCAAGAGUUCAACAUCAAACUUACAUCAGACGAACCAAUUCGGAUCAAGCAUAGUUAUUCGAUACCCUUAGAGCAACAAGACGCGGUACUACAGGAAGUGAAGCGAUUAGAAGCAACAGGAAUCAUAGAGAAAGCACCGUUCGAUGCAUAUGCAUCUCCAGCCUUUCCAGUAGCAAAGAAAAACACUACGGUUCCACGAAUUGUCGUAGACUAUAGGCGACUAAAUAGUAUCACCGAAAAUAUAGCCUUUCCCUUCCCCGAUGUUCUACGCACACUGCGAGAAAUACCCAUCGGCAUGAAGUGCUUCUCACAAAUCGACUUGAAACAAGGAUAUCACCAAGUCAAGGUAGCAGAUGAAGCCCAAAAAUAUACUGGAUUCAUCAUCGGUAAUCAACACUACAUCUACAAGAGAAUGCCAUUCGGAUUGAAAAAUGCACCGCAAGUGUUCCAACGUAUUAUGCAGAAUUGUCUAGGGGACCUACCGUUCCUCAAGAUAUUCCUCGACAGCUUACUCGUUCACUCAAAGAACCAAGAGGAGCAUAAUGAGCAUUUAAAAUUGCUAUACGAGCGAUUGAAGGAGCAUAAUAUCAUACUCAAUCCAGAAAAGACACACUUUUCACAAACAAAGGUGGAAUACUUAGGACACAUCGUCACUGAAAAGGGGGUACAGGCCGAUAUCAAAAAAGUCGCCUUGUUGAAACAAAUGCCUCCACCCCAUAAUCUGAAGACACUACGCAGUCUUCUAGGCCAACUCAAUUGGUUCAGACCAUACGUGCCGAACCUGUCCAAACAGAUCGAAGCUUUUACGAAUAAGCUGCAAGGGAAAGAUCGCUCUACAAGCAAACGAGCACCCAUCGAAUGGACAACCGAGGAUGAAAAGACCAGACAACACAUCUAUCAGCAAAUUGAAAGACAAAUCGUAUUAGCAAAUCCGAACCCAAAUGAAGGAUACACGUUAUUUACGGAUGCUUGUAAUACAGGCAUUGGAGCUGUGCUCACGCAAGAGCAUAAGAUAAUCGGAAUAUACAGCAAGAAACUGUUACCGGCGGAAACUCGUUAUACUACUGAAGAGCAGGAACUGUUCGCGGUACUGUGUGCGUUAAGACAUUUUAAGGCAUUUGUACUAGGACGUCCGGUGAAAGUAUUUACGGACCAUAAGAACCUACUAGCCUUCAGAGACUUUAACACGUCUCGAGCAGAGCGCUGGAAGAUGGAACUGAUGGAAUAUGAUGUAAAUUUACAUUAUGUACCCGGCAAGCAGAAUUUAUUA